Messenger RNA from Rosa rugosa (rugosa rose), 2606 nucleotides. Its product is annotated as TMV resistance protein N-like. The coding region runs from base 174 to 2606 and encodes 810 amino acids. Gene Ontology annotation, molecular function: ADP binding; protein binding. Gene Ontology annotation, biological process: signal transduction; defense response. NCBI's taxonomy places the organism in Eukaryota, Viridiplantae, Streptophyta, Magnoliopsida, Rosales, Rosaceae. The record is from RefSeq and is a predicted model, not a curated record. The transcript is spliced from 4 exons.
UAGUUUCGUUUCAUCUUACACGCCCUUGACUUCAAAUUGACGUUGAUCCAAGCUAGCAGGAAACUGUGAUCAUGCAGUGUACCUAUUUUUGAGAGCUUCUUCCUCUUCCUCUUCUGCUCCUUCUUCAUUCCAUCAGCGAGCUGUGCCUGAAAUCAAUCAAAAAGCCAGAUUCGAUGGCCAUCCAAUUGGGAGCUUCUUCUUCUUUCUCCUCUGUUUUUUCCACCCGUUCACACACACACGAUGUGUUUCUGAGUUUCAGAGGCGAGGAUACUCGCUCUGCUUUCACAGGCCAUUUGUACUGGAAUUUGCUUCAGAAGGGAAUCAACACCUUCAUAGAUGAUGAGCUUACAAGAGGAGAGGAAAUAUCACAAGCACUUCUGCGAGCCAUUGAAGGAUCAAAGCUCUCUCUUAUUGUUUUCUCUGAAAACUAUGCAUCCUCCAAGUGGUGUUUGGAUGAACUAGUUCAUAUCCUUGAAUGUAGAAGAUCAAAGAACCAAAUGGUUCGGCCAAUCUUUUACAACGUGGAACCCUCGGAUGUAAGAAACCAACGAGGUACAUUUGGUGAGGCACUUGCACAGUAUGAACGCAGAUUCAAAGGUGACAUGGACAUGGUGUUAAGGUGGAGAGCAGCUCUUUCAGAAGCAGCAAAUUUAUCUGGGUGGCAUUUCUCGGGCGGAUAUGAAUAUGAAUUUAUUGAUAAAAUUGUUGAAGAGAUUUCUGCAAAAGUAAAAGAACCUACCUAUUUGGAUAUGCCAAAGUGCCAAGUUGGGCUAGACUCUCGGGUAAAACAUAUACUUAAAAUGUUAGAUGUUGAAGGAAGUGAUGUACGCAUGGUAGGAAUAUGGGGAAUUGGCGGAAUAGGCAAAACAACAAUUGCCAAAGCUGUUUACAAUACAAUUGCCCAUAAGUUUGAUGGUAGCUGCUUUUUGGCAAAUGUUAGAGAAUAUUCAGACCAACAUGGAGGUUUAGUCGACCUACAAAAUACUCUUCUCUCUACCAUUGUGCGGCAGAAAGAAUUGAAAAUAAACAAUGUUCAUGAAGGAAACACUUUGUUGCGUAGAACGUUGAGAUACAAAAGGGUUCUCUUAGUUCUUGAUGAUGUGAAUAAAUUAGACCAGCUAUGUGCAUUAGCCGGAGCAUCAGAUUGGUUUGGUUGUGGCAGCAGAAUUAUCAUAACAACAAGAGAUAAGCGUUUGUUGACUGCUCACGAAGUCAAUCCUAUAUACAAGGCCAGGGAACUGGAUGAUCACGAAGGUUGUGAGCUCUUCAGGUUAUAUGCCUUCAAGAAAAAGAAAAAUCAUGAUGAUGAUGAGAAACUCUGGAUUAGCACUAUUGUUAGAUAUGCUCAUGGCCUUCCGUUAGCCCUGGUAGUUUUGGGUUCACAUCUAUGUGGUAGACCUAUACAUGAAUGGCAAGCUAUGUUAGAUGGUUAUAAAAGAAAUCAUCCCAAAGACAUUCGAGAUACUCUCAAAGUCAAUUAUGAUGGACUGGAAGAAACAGUGAAAGAAGUUUUCCUCGACAUUGCUUGUUUCUUCAACGGUAGGAAUACAAGGGUUGUGAUACAUAUACUAGAAGAUUGUGACCGCAACAACCCCAAGCAUAGUAUUGAAGUUCUUGAAGAAAAGGCACUCAUAAAUGUUGAUGUAUAUGGUUGUAUUUCCAUGCAUGAUUUGCUAGAAGAGAUGGGAAAAGCUAUAGCUCGGCAAGAGUCUACAAAGCUUGGUGAGCGAAGCAGAUUGUGGCAUCAUAAGGAUGUGCAUGAUGUUCUAACAAAAAACAUGGGAACAAGUAAAACUGAAGGUAUAGUGAUAAAAAUGCCUACAGCAGAUGAGAUAUGCUUGAAUCCUAAAUGCUUCAAAAAGAUGAGAAAUCUUAAAAUUUUCAUAAACAUCAAUGGAUGGUUUUGUGGAAAGGUUGAUUAUUAUCCGAAUCAGUUGCAGUUACUUGAAUGGCGUGACUGCCCGCUAAAAUUUUUUCCCCGCAAUUUUAAUAUGAAGAAUAUAAUUCAACUUAAUAUGCCUCGUAGCUGCAUCUCACGUUUCAAGAGUAUGGAAAAUCUGAAAUCCUUAAAUUUGAGUGGAUGUAAAUUCCUAACACAAAGCCCAGACCUGUCUGGAAGCCCAAACUUAGAGUUCCUGGAUCUAAGCAAUUGUAAAAGGUUAAAGGAGGUUCACUCUUCGGUUGGAUCCCUCAAAAAGCUUGUUGACCUGAAUCUUCAAAAAUGCUCUAACCUUGUGAGGCUACCAGGAGAAGUCAACUGGAGAUCCCUCCGAUCCAUUAAUCUCAACUACUGCACAAGGCUGGAGAGUUUCCCUGAAAUUGAGGGGGAGAUGAAAUACAUGACAUCCUUGAGUCUAGACCACACUGGCAUCAAAGCAUUGCCUUCAUCCAUUGGAUAUCUAAUUAACCUUAGAUCGUUGGUGUUAGCUAAUUGUGGAAACCUCACAGAUCUACCUUGCGGCAUUUAUGCCUUGCAGAAGUUAGAGUUCGUUUCUUUGAAUUGCCCAAAACUCGAAAAAUUCCCAAAAAAGGUGGACUCUGAAGUGCUUCCAACUUACUCAAAGGUUUCACAUGACAACAACCGUGACUCUUUAACGAAAAGAUGA